Molecule: messenger RNA, 639 nt
Organism: Dentiscutata heterogama
Lineage: Eukaryota; Fungi; Glomeromycota; Glomeromycetes; Diversisporales; Gigasporaceae
Source: the annotation of a GenBank genome assembly
AUGCGUUUACUUACGUCUUCUACAUCUGGUUCUCCAAUUUUAGUUCAACAAUGUCACUGGAAAAAAUUAAAGAAACUUCAUAAACAACUUAAAAUUCAUAUUGAAACUUAUAAUCAAUAUCCUGAAUUUUUACAUAAAAUUACAAGUCAUAGAUAUUUUAUAAAUGAUGUUACUGAAUUUUUUAUAUUUGUUUCAAAAAUUCGACGUUAUCAAUCUAAAAAUCCUUCAUCUUUUACUUCUUCUCAAAAUCAAUUACUUCAAAAAUGUGAAUCAAUAAAACAAGAUAUUCAACGUUUAGGAAAAGAUCAAAAUAAGGAAGGUGAAGCUGUAUUAACUAUAAUCUUAGAAAAAACUGAUGCUUAUUUAAAAUUUGAAGAAUUUAUGGAAUGGUUAGAUGAAGUUGAAAAAAAAUGGAGUUUAGUUGAUAAAUGGGGUUUAAAUGAAAGUUUUAGAAGAUUAGGUGAGAAAUGGGUAUUAAGAAUUGAAUUAAAAGAUAGAAUUUGUGAAAUGAGAGAUGAUUUAAUGAAUAUGAUUGCUUUUGGUGACGAGUGUGAAAUUGGUGUGAAAUGCGUUGUUUUUAAGAAGGAAAUUGAUAUAAUGGAAAGGAAACUCAAUUCUGUAGUAAAGAAAGGCAUUUGA